GUUGUAUUACUUUCUAGAGGGUACCACUGAUUUUAAAAUUCCAGUAUGGCCGGAAGUUUUAUAUCGAAUUUUAAAUGUCACAAUUUAAUGGAAAAAAUCGUGAUAAUGCAAGUGAUUUCAAAUUGUGUUUUUUGCAUUUAAUCUCGUAAUUGUUUAAUUCUGACGUAAUAGAAAUUUCACGUAACGGUAAUGAUUAAAAACAUCUUUAAUAUUAGAUUUUGUCAAAAUAAUAUAUUUAAGAACAUAUUGUUACAAAAAAUGAAUAAUAUAACCCAAACAAAACCGAUAGAGUCAUCGAUAAGAAAGAAACUGAAAGAAUCAUUAGACCCAUAUUUCAUUGAUGUCAUUAAUGAAUCUUAUAUGCACAAUGUACCUAAAGGCUCGGAAACACAUUUUAAAGUAAUUGUUGUAUCCGAACAGUUCAACAACAAACCUUUGCUUACGCGUCACCGUAUGGUACAUGAUUUAUUAAAACUUGAAUUACAACAUGAUAUACACGCGCUUUCCAUCAUAGCUAAGACACCUGAACAAUGGGAAGAAAGUGACAAAACUUUAACGUCCAGUCCUGCAUGCAGAGGAGGUUUCGGAAAGUAAUGAUUAUAUUAUAUAUGUAAUAGUACGUAAAAAGAUAGUAUAUAAUAUUUCAUACGAUAAUUGAAAUAUAUAUCUACCAAAUAAAAUUCAAUAAAAUAUAAUUUUAAAGAACAGAUCAUAAUUACUAAAAAAGAAAAAAAAACAAAUAAAACGUAUUAUUAAUGUCAC
Polistes canadensis is the source of this 762-nucleotide messenger RNA. Its product is annotated as protein BolA homolog. Gene Ontology annotation, cellular component: mitochondrion. The transcript has 4 exons. NCBI's taxonomy places the organism in Eukaryota, Metazoa, Arthropoda, Insecta, Hymenoptera, Vespidae. Bases 190 to 594 code for a protein of 134 amino acids. The record is from RefSeq and is a predicted model, not a curated record.